AGAAACUAAAAACUUAAAACCUAAAAAAGAAACCCUAAUAAAAUAUAUAUAAACUCUAAAAUAUUUGUAUCCAUUCAAGAUCUAAAUCAAACAUGGCUUCCUCAUCUCUCAAAUGUUUGUCUUCUAUCGUUGUUCUUACAACUUUCUUUGCAAUCUCAUUGAAGCCUUGUUCUGGCCACAAUAAAACCCACUGGAACACCGCCGGCAUCACUUGGUAUGGCGACCGCGAAGGUCCUGGCAGCACAGGAGGAGCUUGUGGAUAUGGUGAUGCAGUGGCAAAGCACCCGUACAGAUGUAUGGUUUCAGCCGGAGGACCUUCAUUGUUCAAAGAUGGAAAGGGUUGUGGGGCAUGUUACAGGCUUAAAUGCGACCAUCCGUUGUGCACGAAAAAGCCGAUUAAGGUGAUGAUAUCGGAUGAGUGUCCCGGCUGUACGAAGGAGGCUGUUCAUUUUGAUCUUAGUGGCAAGGCCUUUGGUGCAUUGGCCAAACGAGGCAAGGGCGAUCAACUACGCAACCUUGGAGAACUAAAAGUUAGUUACAAACGUGCAUGUUGCAAACACCCGAAGGCUAAGAUCGCUAUCCAUGUCGACUCCGGAGCAAAUCCUUACUACAUGUCAUUCGCAGUUAAGUUUGCAAACGGUGAUGGGAACUUCGCCUGCAUCGAGGUCCAACCGGCAGGAGGAAAGUAUUUGAAAAUGGAGGAAAUGAGAUCCGCUGUUUGGAGACUAAGCCCUGGUGUUCCUUUGAAGGGUCCGUUCAACAUCAGGCUUACCUCCGCGGUCUCUGGUAAGAAGAUCGUUGCGAAAGGCGUUAUCCCUGAAAAGUGGAGCCCUGGUGCUAUUUACCACUCUAAGGUUAACUUCCCCGUUCAAAGGAAGCAGAAAUGAUUUAAUUUUUCUUCCCCCCUAAACGAAUUGUAACGUUUGAAAGGAAGAGGGGUUUUAUAAACUUGUAAGGGAUAGUAAAAACUAAUUUGAAUUUUUUUCAUAUCUACUUAUGUUCUUCAUAUGGGCCUAGAGUUGUUGUCGCUCGGCUAAAAAAGCCCAUGAUUUAUAAACGGAACCCGGUUAAGUUUACCUUUCAA
This is a messenger RNA of Arabidopsis lyrata subsp. lyrata, 1084 nucleotides long. RefSeq names its product expansin-B5. The coding region runs from base 93 to 887 and encodes 264 amino acids. Gene Ontology annotation, biological process: sexual reproduction. The transcript is spliced from 4 exons. Lineage: Eukaryota; Viridiplantae; Streptophyta; Magnoliopsida; Brassicales; Brassicaceae. The record is from RefSeq and is a predicted model, not a curated record. Gene Ontology annotation, cellular component: extracellular region.